Opisthocomus hoazin is the source of this 3353-nucleotide messenger RNA. The record is from RefSeq and is a predicted model, not a curated record. NCBI's taxonomy places the organism in Eukaryota, Metazoa, Chordata, Aves, Opisthocomiformes, Opisthocomidae.
CAUCUGAAGAGGCCUCGCUACGGGCUUUGGAGAGUCUAAUGACAGAGUUUUUCCACAAUUGCACAACGAAUGAGCGGAAACGCGAGAUAGAGGAGCUUUUAAAUAACUUUGCCCAGCAGAUAGGAGCCUGGAGAUUCUGCCUCUAUUUCCUGUCAAGUACAAGAAAUGACUAUGUAAUGAUGUACAGUUUGACUGUGUUUGAGAACCUAAUCAAUAAGAUGUGGCUUGGGGUCCCCUCUCAAGACAAAAUGGAGAUCCGCAGCUGCCUGCCCAAGCUCCUUCUAGCUCACCAUAAAACUCUGCCUUACUUCAUCAGGAACAAACUCUGCAAAGUCAUUGUGGAUAUUGGCCGGCAAGACUGGCCAAUGUUCUACCAUGACUUUUUCACUAACAUCUUGCAGUUAAUUCAGUCUCCUGUGACCACUCCUUUGGGACUGAUCAUGUUGAAAACUACUUCGGAAGAGCUGGCAUGUCCGCGGGAAGAUCUUAGUGUAGCCCGCAAAGAAGAGCUGCGCAAGCUUCUCCUAGACCAGGUGCAAACAGUGCUUGGGCUCCUCACAGGUAUUUUGGAGAGCAUCUGGGACAAGCACAGCGUUACUGCUGCCACUCCACCACCAUCCCCGACGUCAGGAGACAGUGGUGACCUGUUAAGUAGCCUGUUGCAGAGUCCCAGUGUGGCCAAAUUACUGAACCAGCCAAUCCCCAUCCUGGAUACAGAAAGUGAAUAUAUAUGUGCCCUGGCACUGGAGUGCCUGGCACACCUCUUCAGCUGGAUCCCCUUGUCUACUAGCAUCACCCCGUCCCUCCUCACCACCAUUUUCCACUUUGCUCGCUUUGGCUGCGACACCCGCAUUCGGAAGAUGUCUUCUGUCAACGGCAGCAGCCAGAACUCAGUGUUGGGACAGGAGCGUGGCCGACUUGGCAUCUUGGCUAUGUCUUGCAUCAAUGAACUGAUGUCUAAGAACUGCGUGCCUAUGGAGUUUGAAGAGUAUUUGCUGCGGAUGUUCCAGCAGACUUUCUACCUCCUGCAGAAGAUUACCAAGGAGAACAACGCCCAUAUGGUGAAGAGCCGGCUAGAGGAACUGGAUGAAAGCUACAUUGAGAAGUUUACGGACUUUCUCCGUCUCUUUGUGAGCGUCCACCUGCGAAGAAUUGAAUCCUACUCCCAGUUCCCAGUGGUUGAAUUUCUGGCACUGUUGUUCAAAUACACUUUUCAUCAGGUACAGCCUGCAACGUUAUUUUUUUCCUCUCUGACUAGCAAAAUUAAAAGUCGUCUGGCAGACAAAGAAGCAGUACUCAACAGGUACGAAGACGCGUUGGUUCUGUUGCUGACAGAGGUGUUGAAUCGGAUCCAGUUCAGGUAUAACCAGGCACAGCUGGAGGAGCUGGAUGACGAGACACUGGAUGAUGAUCAGCAGACCGAGUGGCAGCGGUACUUGCGCCAGAGCUUGGAAGUGGUUGCGAAAGUCAUGGAGCUCUUGCCAACUCAUGCCUUCUCCACACUAUUUCCAGUUCUACAGGAUAACUUGGAAGUGUAUCUGGGACUCCAGCAGUUUGUGGUCACUUCAGGGACAGGUCACAGGCUGAACAUCACUGCGGAGAACGAUUGCCGCCGGUUGCACUGCUCCUUGAGGGACCUGAGCUCCUUGCUGCAGGCCGUUGGCCGUUUAGCAGAAUACUUCAUAGGGGAUGUGUUUGCUGCCAGGUUCAAUGAUGCUCUUACAGUGGUGGAGAGGUUGGUAAAAGUAACGCUAUACGGAUCCCAGAUUAAACUGUACAACAUCGAAACUGCAGUACCGUCUGUAUUGAAACCUGACCUUAUCGAUGUCCACGCUCAGUCCCUGGCAGCGCUGCAAGCCUACGCGCACUGGCUCGCACAGUUCUACAGCGAAGUUCACCGGCAGAACCCGGAGCAGUUCAUCUCUCUUGUCUCCACUGCUCUGGAGGCUAUCACACCCCUCAUCAGCUCUAAGGUGCAGGAGAAGCUGCUACUGUCUGCAUGCCACCUGCUUGUCUCUUUAGCCACCACCGUGCGACCAGUGUUCUUGAUCAGCAUCCCAGCAGUACAGAAAGUGUUCAACAGGAUCACGGACACUUCCACGCAGCGGCUUCCUGAUAAGGCCCAGGUGCUGGUGUGCAGAGCGCUGUCGAAUGUGUUGUUGCUGCCCUGGCCAAAUCUUCCGGAGAGCGAACAGCAGUGGGCAGUUCGCUCCACCAACCACGCCAGCCUGAUCUCUGCCCUCACGAGAGAGUACCGCCAGCUGAAAUCCAGCGCGAUCUUGCCACAGAGGAAGGUGCAGCUGGAGGACACCAAAGUGAUCAUCCACCAGACACUCAGCGUUUUAGAAGAUAUUGUAGAAAGUAUCUCUGGAGAAUCCACCAAGUCUCGACAGAUCUGUUAUCAGUCGCUGCAAGAAUCCGUGCAGGUCUCACUAGCCCUCUUCCCAGCUUUCAUUCAUCAGUCAGAUGUGACAGAUGAGAUGCUGAGCUUCUUCCUCACUCUGUUUCAAGGACUGAGGGUGCAGAUGGGAGUGCCUUUCACUGAGCAGAUCAUCCAGACCUUCCUAAACAUGUUCACCAGGGAGCAGUUGGCAGAGAGCAUCCUCCAUGAGGGCAGCACGGGCUGUCGGGUGGUGGAGAAGUUUCUGAAGAUACUGCAGGUGGUGGUACAAGAGCCAGGCCAAGUAUUCAAGCCUUUUCUACCCAGUGUCAUCUCACUGUGCAUGGAGCAGGUCUACCCCAUCAUUGCAGAGCGCUCAUCUCCUGAUGUGAAAGCAGAGUUGUUCGAGCUGCUUUUCCGGAUCCUUCACCAUAACUGGCGGUACUUCUUCAAAUCUAGUGUGUUGGCUAGCGUCCAAAGAGGAGUAGCAGAAGAGCAGAUGGAGAACGAAGCGCAGUUCAGUGCCAUUAUGCAGGCGUUUGGCCAGUCCUUCCUGCAACCUGACAUUCACCUGUUCAAGCAGAAUCUCUUCUACUUGGAGACGCUGAACACCAAGCAGAAGCUGUACCACAAGAAGAUCUUCCGGACAACCAUGCUGUUCCAGUUUGUGAAUGUGCUGCUCCAGGUGCUUGUCCACAAGUCGCAUGACCUGUUGCAGGAGGAGAUCGGCAUCGCCACCUACAAUAUGGCUUCAGUGGACUUUGAUGGCUUCUACUCAGCCUUUCUCCCCGAGUUCCUGGCCAGUUGUGAUGGUGUGGACUCGAACCAGAAAAACGUGCUGGGAAGGAAUUUCAAAAUGGACAGGGAUCUGCCAUCGUUUACCCAGAACGUGCACAGACUGGUGAAUGACCUGCGUUACUACAGACUCUGCAAUGACAGUUUGCCCCCUGGAACUGUGAAACUGCAGUUGCUG